AUGAUCCGGAAGUCAGACAACGUUUCCGUCCGUAUCUGCGGCGACUAUUCUACAGGGUUGAACAACGCACUAGAUUCAGAUGCCCAUCCGCUUCCGCAUCCAGAUUAUGUUUUUGCUGAUCUGGCUGGUUGCCGGUAUUUCUCCCAACUCGAUCUAUCUGAUGCGUACCUGCAAGUCGAGGUUGAGGAGGAAUCUCAGAAGUAUCUAACGAUCAACACUCACCGUGGACUGUUCAAAUACAACCGUCUGCCGCCUGGAAUCAAGUCCGCUCCUGGUGCGUUCCAAAGGAUUAUCGAUAGCAUGGUCGCUGGUAUUCCUGGAGUGAAACCGUAUCUGGAUGACAUCAUGAUUGCCGGUAGGACAAAGGAAGAACACGAUCGCAGCCUCCAUGAAGUUCUGGAACGGAUCAAGACGUACGGUUUUCAUCUGAGGAUCGAAAAAUGUCGAUUUGGCCUAUCGCAAAUCAAGUUUCUAGGUCAUAUAAUCGACAAAGGCGGCUUACGACCUGAUCCAGCGAAGACUACCGCAAUUUCGCAGAUGCCAGCUCCAAUGAACGUAUCACAGCUUCGAUCGUAUCUUGGAGCUAUCAAUUAUUAUGGGCGUUUCGUCAAGCAGAUGAAGGAGCUGAGAGCACCCAUGGACUACUUGCUGAAACAAAACGUCAAUUGGGAAUGGACUGCAAGCUGCCAGAAGUCAUUCGACAAGUUCAAAACGCUGCUCACUUCCGACUUGUUGCUGACGCACUUCGACCCGAACAAGGAAAUCAUUGUAGCAGAUGAUGCAUCCAAAGACGGCUUGGGCGCUGUUAUUAUGCAUCGCCUCCCGGAUGGAUCAGUGAAGGCAAUUUCGCACAUUUCAAGAUCACUGACCCCUGCAGAGAAAAAUUACGGCCAGAUCGAGAAAGAAGCUUUGGCGCUGAUUUUUGCUUGCGACUCGGAGAUUCAGAGCCGCAGCAGCCCAACAGUGAUCGACGAGGAGGGGGUGGAAAGAUGCCAUCAAGCAAAGACCACCGUAUCAAAUCCCGCGCAAAGCGACACCGCAAAAACCUGUGCGUCCGAUGACCGACGAUGA
Toxorhynchites rutilus septentrionalis is the source of this 1071-nucleotide messenger RNA. RefSeq lists its product as uncharacterized. The coding region runs from base 1 to 1071 and encodes 356 amino acids. The transcript has 2 exons. NCBI's taxonomy places the organism in Eukaryota, Metazoa, Arthropoda, Insecta, Diptera, Culicidae. The record is from RefSeq and is a predicted model, not a curated record.